UACUUUAGCUCCGCCCGCCUCGCGAUGGUAGAGAUCCGCUGUCCCUCUCGCAUACACACACACACUCUCACGCUGACACACACAGUCACACACACUCAUACACGGAGCAGGACUGAGCGGAGCGGCGCGCCCGGACAGGAGCACUGAUGACCGGCAGAUGAUGGGACGUCACGUCUUUCUGAACAAACUGUGUUAAACGAAGGAAAACCGAGGAGUCUCUGACAGCUGGAGCAGCACCAACUAACCAAUCAGAAUCUCUGAAGGUCACCGAGGGCCCAGAGGUCAGAGGUCAUCAUGCAGACUAUAAAGUGUGUGGUUGUGGGUGACGGUGCUGUGGGGAAGACCUGCCUCCUUAUAUCCUACACGACCGGAGCCUUUCCCAAAGAGUACAUCCCCACCGUGUUCGACAACUACAGCAGCCAGGUGACGGUGGACGGCAGGAUCAUCAGCCUGAACCUGUGGGACACGGCGGGGCAGGAGGAGUACGACCGCCUUAGGACGCUCUCCUACCCACAGACCAACGUCUUCAUCAUCUGCUUCUCCAUCUCAAGCCCCGCCUCCUAUGAGAACGUCAAACACAAGUGGCACCCAGAGGUAUCCCACCACUGUCCCGGCGUUCCCAUCCUCCUGGUCGGAACGAAAAGUGACCUCAGGAACGAUGCCGAGAUUCAGAGAAAGCUCAAGGAGCAGAACCAGGCACCGGUCACCCACCAGCAGGGCGCCGCCCUCGCCCGCCAGAUCCAGGCCAUCCGCUACAUGGAGUGCUCGGCCCUCAACCAGGACGGCAUAAAGGAAGUGUUCACCGAGGCGGUGAGGGCGUUCCUCAACCCACAGCCCACCGUCACCAAGAAACCCUGCGUCCUGCUGUAGGAGCCGGAAACUCCCGGGAAUACCGAUGGGUUCGAGUUGGGCUGAUGUUCAUUUAACUGCCUGAGAGACUGGCUGCAAGAUUUUUAUGUUUGGUUAGAUUUGAUAUCUUUUAAUUAGCAAAAUGAAGAUUUGAAUUAAGGAGGAGCCGAGAUCAUUUUUCUGAUGCACCGGCGAGGCCCUCCAGUUUGACGUAAUUGUGACUUUAUGUAUCGCAUACAGCACGACCUCCCUGAGCACGAGCAGAAUGUCUUUAUGGGCCAACACUGCAGCCAGAGUCCAGCCACAAACCUGCUGCUCUACGUUCACCACCAUCCUCUCCUUCACAGUUACUGAAAUGUCUGCAGGUUAACGAUGUCAUAACUUUCAUUUUUAAACUUUUUCCAUCUUUAGGUCCAAAUGUUUCUAAAAAACAAAAAUGUAUAAAAAUGAGUUUCAAAGCAGGUCAUUAAGUCUGGACGAACUGGAGAUGGACCACGAGAAUCCAUUUACAAUAAAAUCCAUGUAAAAGUUUGAAAUCACCACAAAAUAUUUAUGAUUACAUGAACAAUCAGAGUUAAUAAAGCUGUUACUCUCCAUCCACGCCUCAUUAGAUCCACAAGGUUCAAACAUUAAUGUUAAUGAGGACUCAACCUCAAACCCAGAGAUACUCGGUUUAUGAAACACCCGAGGCGCUCCGCCCUCAGGCGAAAUGAUAUUUUCAGAUUAUUCUUUGAGCAGAUCGACAAAAACCAGAGAAAUCGACUCCAAGUCUUCAUCACGUGGAUGAAGACUUCAUCACGUGGAUGAAGACUUCAUCACGUGGAUGAAGACUUGGCCUGAGGGACAGUUUAGUGCACGGCUGCAAACAGGAGCUGCUCACAGAUGAUUGAGCUGCUUCAACGGGACAAAAAGCCUCAAACCGAGGCUGAAAAACAGCGUGAAGACGGCCUGAGGUCGAUGGGUGGGUCUGACAGGAAGCAGUGCUGGUGGAGUGCUGAGCUGAUCUGCAUAGAAAGGGGGAAGUUAUAUAUACAUAUGGCUGUUAUUGAUACUGAGAUACUGGCUGUAAACAGAAACACGAUCUGUGAGGCAGCUUUCACACAUCAGAUUCUGCUCCUCAAAAUCUUUCAGAAAUGCAAACGUGAAGAAUUUCCCUCCACCAGAGCAGCUUUGCAUGAGUCACAGUUCACAAUAAUCCUUCUUUAUCAUCCCAGGCCUCAGCUGUUUUAGCCCCUCCCCUUUUAGUCAUAUCUGAUUGGCUGCCUUUAGUGGGUGUGGCUUCUCAAUGACCAUAUGAGGAUAUUCCUUCCUGUGAGGCCAGGUGGCUCCUCCGGUUUGUGAUGUCACUAAACUUGAUUGAAAAUGUGAUUGUUGUUGUUUUUGUUGCUGAUUUCAUUUCCUGUAUUUUAUUUAAAUGUGAAAAUACAUUUAAAGUGUGUUUCAUGCAGUAACUCGG
Messenger RNA from Archocentrus centrarchus (flier cichlid), 2305 nucleotides. RefSeq names its product ras homolog family member Gb (gene rhogb). The coding region runs from base 295 to 870 and encodes 191 amino acids. The record is from RefSeq and is a predicted model, not a curated record. Gene Ontology annotation, biological process: small GTPase-mediated signal transduction. Gene Ontology annotation, molecular function: GTPase activity; GTP binding. NCBI's taxonomy places the organism in Eukaryota, Metazoa, Chordata, Actinopteri, Cichliformes, Cichlidae. The transcript has 5 exons.